CCCGGGCGCGUUGGUGUGGACACGGGGUCGCCUUGCCGAGUUCUGCGGACGUUCCUGAGCACUGAGCGUCGAGGAAGAUGAUGACUGAAUUUUGACGGCCUUGAAGUCCCGGGGGAAAAGAAAUUAUUAGACGCGAUGGGGAAGCUUCUGAGUCUCUUGGCUCGAGACGAGUCGACCUGCUGUACUCCUCAAAAGUACGAUGUCUUCCUCGAUUUUGAAAAUGCACAGCCAUCGGACAUCGAACGCGAGACCUUCGAGGCUGUACAGAGGGUUUUAAAGAACUCCGAAUCCAUACUGCAGGAGAUUCAGUGCUACAAGGGAGCAGGAAAGGAGAUACGCGAGGCGAUAUCCGCACCUACGGAGGAAUGCCAGAGAAAAGCUUAUCUCACGGUCGCUCCAUUGGUCGCCAAACUCAAGCGAUUCUACGAGUUUUCCUUAGAACUUGAGCGGGUGGUUCCGAAGAUUCUUGGCCAGCUGUGCUCGGGUCACCUGUCGCCUACCCAGCACCUGGAGACGCAGCAGGCCCUGGUCAAGCAGCUCGCCGAGAUCCUCGAGUUCGUGCUGAAAUUCGACGAGUUCAAGAUGAAGACGCCCGCGAUCCAGAACGACUUCAGCUACUAUCGUCGCACGCUCACGAGGGCCAGCCUCACCCGCCAGGACAACGCCACCGAGCGCGACCUCGUCGUCGGCAACGAGCUGGCGAAUCGCAUGUCCCUCUUCUACGCCCACGCCACACCUAUGCUGCGCGUUUUAAGCAACGCCACCAUCACUUUUCUCAUGGACAAUGAGGACAUACCGAGGGAAAAUAUCACGGAGACUUUGGGCACGAUGGCGAAAGUUUGCCUGAGGAUGCUCGAGAAUCCGAAUUUACUGGCGCAGUUCCAACGCGAGGAGACGCAACUGUUCGUUUUGAGGGUGAUGGUCGGUCUAGUUAUUUUGUACGACCAUGUGCACCCGCAGGGAGCUUUUGUUAAAGGCUCCAACGUUGACGUAAAGGGUUGCGUAAAGCUUCUGAAGGAUCAGCCGCCAUGCAAGAGUGAAGGACUUUUAAACGCUUUGCGCUACACGACCAAACACUUGAAUGAGGACAACACCCCAAAGAACAUUAAGAACUUACUAGCCGCAUGAUUGCCGAAGCAACGCGGCUGCUGCAUUCGAAAUUGAUGAGUCACACUUUAUAGGUCUGGAAGCUGCUUUUGCUAGAAUCAGCGGAAAUUAUCAUUAAGAGAUUUGUUGAAAAUUCAGCGAUUAAUGAAGCGUUUGAUCUUGAUCUGUUGAUAGGCGAACAGAGGCGAAGAACAAUCGCGGCUACAAUGUAAACACUUUUUAUCAUUAAAGAACGGGAAAUUGUAUUUUGCUAAGAUUCACAGGGUUUAAAGGGUCAGAUUUUAUAAAUUAAAUUAUUGUUGUACAUUCAUGUAGGAAUAAAUAGAAUUUACAUUAAGUGAUAGGUAAUAAUUGAGUGAAUUAAAAGUGUUUAUGCUGAUAAAAGGACGGCUGUUCGUUUCUGCGUCCGAAUUAAUUACUCAAAGGGAAUGACGCUGACUGAACAUUUCGAAAUGAAAAAGCACAUCAUAUAUUGUACAAGAAUAUGCAAACAAAAUGAAGGGGCAAUCGAAUUAUUGCAAAAGACUAUCGAGUGCGAGGAAUUGCAACAUGUGGAUGCUUUUAUUACAUCUUAAUCGACUUGGGCAUCCACGGAUCACAUAUUAUUAUCAUUAUCAGAAUAGAAAGUAAUACUAUUCUCGUUAUUGAUAAUACGAUACUGUGCACACAGACAUCCGA
This is a messenger RNA of Ceratosolen solmsi marchali, 1785 nucleotides long. Its product is annotated as protein FAM49B. The transcript is spliced from 7 exons. Gene Ontology annotation, biological process: regulation of actin filament polymerization. Bases 136 to 1128 code for a protein of 330 amino acids. Gene Ontology annotation, molecular function: small GTPase binding. The record is from RefSeq and is a predicted model, not a curated record. Lineage: Eukaryota; Metazoa; Arthropoda; Insecta; Hymenoptera; Agaonidae.